Molecule: messenger RNA, 1487 nt
Organism: Mollisia scopiformis
Lineage: Eukaryota; Fungi; Ascomycota; Leotiomycetes; Helotiales; Mollisiaceae
Exons: 5
Coding region: 319-1179 (286 amino acids)
Cellular component (GO): cytoplasm
Molecular function (GO): 5'-deoxynucleotidase activity
Source: RefSeq, a predicted model, not a curated record
GACUCUACUAGUACACGUCUCCUUUUUUCCUUGGUUAGUAAACUAUUCAAAGCAGGAGAUACAGGGGUUGAUUUCCAAAGCAAAGUGUGAUUUAAACAUCAAGGCACAUUCAUUCAACAUCGGGAGCAGUUCUUCGAUGUAAAUAAAGUUCCACCGGUGCCGACGCUUUAAAUGCGGAAGUGCGGCUGUACUUUACUAGUCUUAGCCGUCCCCCUCACCCCAUUAAUCAUUCCCAACGUCACGGGUGCCAUCGCAACAACUUUACUUCAAUGUAGCAGUCUUCGCCAAAGCGCUAGGAAAUAAAUACACGAUCGAGUGAUGGAAUGGCCGGAUUUCCCCAACUUCCUGUCAUCCAACAUUCACCCUUCGCAAAGCCGACGUCCAAUCCUGCUACCAGUAGCCAUGGACCAAAUCAGCUCAUCAUGUAUUCCAUUUAUCCAUGUGAUGGAGGGGCUGAAGUAUAAGACGCCUACUUGUUGGGAAUACCUCAGCAUUCCUUCCUUCGAGAGCGCUGCCGACCAUAUGUGGCAAACGUGGGCUGUACUCCUAGCGUACGCUCAGAUUCGUCUUUGGACAGAACUGAAAAAGGAAUCUCUGGCUAAGGAUUACUUACGAUGUCUUCUGCAGACAGCAAAUGCAACGUUGGCCCGCGAAUUCGACCACCUCUGGUCAGAAUACAAGCAAGGCGAAUCACAAGUUGCGAAACGUGUUCGCGAUGCAUGCGCAUGUGCAUAUGCGGUCCAGGACGGAAGUCCGAAUGGUACAAUCAGGACAGGCGAAGAGUUAUCCCAGCUGCGGAAGUCUGUACUUUCACUAGACUUAGAGAACUUUAUGGAUCUUCUAUUGGACGAAAUAAAGGCGCCCGAUCAGACCGAAUCUGCCACGUUAAUGAAAGCUAUGACAGUGGGACAAGCCUAUUGGAAUACCCCUUCAGAAAGCUUCGAACUUGUGUCCGAGGCUAUGGAGACCAUUCCCUCGACGUCACCUUUGACAUUUCUUCGACUGACUCAACGUCUGGCAAAGAUUGGCCGUGCCGGCUGGGUGAGACGUGGGAUCAGCUCGACCAAGGUUGAGAAGGUCUCAGGCCACUCCUGGCGAAUGGCAAUUCUUGGCUGGCUGUUAGUACCUCAGGUGAGCCUCACAGAGUUUCGAAUGAUGUCUUCACUGAUCAUUUUCUAGCAAGGCGAAAUCAAUCGGAUGGAGUGCAUCAAUAUGAAUUGCGCUCAUGAUAUGGGAGAAGCUAUAGUCGCAGAUGUCACUCCUCAUGAUGGUAUCUUGAGAGAUGAUAAGCAAACCCAUGAGCGUCACGGCCAAAAGCUCUUAGUAUACACACUUAAGGUCCCAAAUCCGUUCGCUGCCACGUUUCUGCGUAGACUCUUUAAAACAUUUGAGGAAGGCAAUGAGCUGGGAGCUAAAGUGUGUCACGAUAUCGACUCAGCAGAGCGCCGCGCACAAGCUGUAGAGCUUGCACGACGCUAUAAGAACAC